AUGGCGGUUACCGUCCUACCUGCCAGCUCUAUGACUGAAUCCGUCAAGCUGGCGGUCCGAUCAACAACAACAUGCUCCGAUGCCACUGUGUUGUCCCUCCAAACCCUCCUACGCGCAACCUCGAAAUCCCCCGAAAAGCCCGCGCGGAGAUCGACAAAAUCUUCAAAGGAGGCUACUACCGCUUCUAGUCGUGCUAAAGCCUCCCGGACCAAAGCGAAGCCCGCGACCGACGCGCUACACUCGAUUGUCGAUCAGGAUGGUUCUGCAUUGACGCCCCAGGAGAAGCUGGUUCUCUCGACCGAAGUGUUCAACACCACACUCAAGACCCUCACAGACGCGUUGAAGGUUCCAGUCGCAAACCGGCAGACACAGAUUCCGGACAAUAUUUCGACCAAGUCAGGAAGGUCGGGCGUUGCUGGAGUCGACGCGGGUGUCUACGCAGCUGCCGAGUGUGCGAGACUGGCCCUGGCAACAUUACGAGCUCUCAAAGUCGACAACUCAAAUGGAGAGUAUCUCAAUAUGCAGCUUGAGCAAGGAGUAUGCGUGUUGGCGGGGAAGUUGAUUUCUUUGGGAUUGAACGACAUGGCCUGCAAGGAAUUACGAUCUCUCAAGCGAAGAAUACAACAGCAUCUGGAUACAAAGAAGAUGGGAAAGAAAGCUAUGGAUCUGAGUGCGACAUUAGAGGAAGAGACAGGGAGAGAACGAAUGUCCGACCUGGUCACAUUUACGAAUAUCGCCAACGCACAAUCCGUAUACGGCCUCCUCGUUUCUUUCCACUCGAAUGCGAUGCGUCUGCUUGCCUCCGACCGAAAAGCCUCGACUGUUCAGAAAUUGUGUCCUCUGCUGCAAUUAUCUGAUCUCAGCAGCCCUGCUCAGGUCAUUAAUGCAGCGUUCAAAUCUGGAAGCUUACCCGCCGAAAAAGCCGCUCUUCAACUCCAGCUGCUUUCGACUACCGUACUCUCUCUGUGCUCCGGAAGGUCAAACUCAAACGACGGCUCACCGACAAGUCUGAAGCCAAUCACGAACCUGACUCUGCAACUAUUGUCCCUGGAGAUUCGUUCCUUGGGAUGGAAGAUCUCCGGGCAUGUCUGUGACGAAAGCAAAGAGGUGUUCGACCCGCUUCUUCGAUACCUCGGAAGUUUCUCCCAUCGCAGUAAAGGGAUUGAGAAGACCGAAUUUGCCACAGUCUAUAAAACAAUCACCAGAGUCCAGUCAUCAGUGUCGGAGAUCAAAAAGAAGCCUCAAGAUGCCAAGGAUGCGACUUCAGCUGCCAGGAUUAUGACCAUUCUUGGCCAACUCGCUUUGGACGCCGGGUGCUUUGAGGAAUCCUUGAAGCUCUUCGGCCAGACUAUCGCCCCGUUUACCAGCGCACAAAGUCUUUCGUUGGCCACAGUUCAGUGUAAGAGUGCUUCAGUUUACUUUCAGGCAUUGAAAAGCUCGAAGAAUUUCUUGGAUGGAGCAUUGAAGUCUACUUCGGAAGCAACCGAGGCUUUGGGCUUGCACCUCAGAGGAAACGCAUCGGAUCUGGAUGAGCUUCUCGUGGAGGCUGCUAGGCUGAAAAAAUUUGCACUUGCUUGGUUUGGUGAUGCAAUGAUGAAGGCCAGUGAUAGCGACAGCAAGAAAAACGAAAUCGCCUCUCAAAUCCGGGAGUACCUCCAAGCUUUCCUUCGCUUCCUCAGGCGGUACAUUGGACAGCCACCAACAGAGGACAGUGACGUGAAGGAGAUUGAGAUGUUCAAAAUGAGAGUCUCUAUGUCCAAAAGCAUCAUAUUUGCUGCAGUCGAUUCUGCCGUUGCUGUUGGAAAACUAUCGAUCACUUCUCGAAGACCACCUUGGGAUGAUGUGCUCCCCAUUCUGGCCGAUUGCCAUCGUCUUCUCGCCAGUAUUGAAAGCAACGACGAAAAUUGCCCUGAUACCGCGCUGAAUGAGAGCAUUGGCAUGGGUCUUGUCAAACUCUCCAACGUUUUCUGGUCUCGCUAUAUUAAAGAGAAGGAGGCUGGGCAAACAUACCGUGAACUCAUUCCUCUUCUUAAGCAAUCCACCCAGAUGAUUUCGGGCUGCUCAUCACCCCUCCGAACCACGGCGUUUGCCGCUCUCAAGUAUGAGAGAAUCGCUCACCUUUACUUAGACGGCAGUCUAUACGGCGACUCAGAGAAGGCUUUUCGACAAUCAAUUGCAGAGUACAUCGAUUCUGGAACCUUGGAACAAAUCGUCGAGAGCAACUUGGGAGCCCAACCUGGCGCGGUCAGCCAGGACCCUCAAAGUCCUGGUUUCAUGCUCAAUCGGGUUCUCUCUACUCUUCUGAAGAUCAAGCUGCGCAGGAAAGGAUCAAAGUCUCAGUCCAUCUAUGAAGAUGCUGAGCUAGAUGCUGAGCGACAGGGAAUACUUGUUGAGUGGCAAAUGUGCCUUCUGUUUGAUAUGCAUGGACAAUGCCCCAGUGAAGAUGACUUCCGUUCAAUUCUCAGUCCAGUCGUGACCACCCUUCUCGACAUGUUUUCUUUGGAAUCUCAUCCAAUCCGCCAUGGUCGCGUGACCCUCGCUGCUCUUCGUUUCUUGUUAGAGCACCCGGCUGCUCUCGACUCCGCCCUGACCGAACGACUCAUGAAAGAAGGAUCACAGGCGCUGGAGUGCGAAAACGGCUUUGGAGAAGACGGUGACUUGGCUUCAUUCGCAACCCAUAUCACGAACUCAUUACGCGUCAUCAUUGGUUUCCACCUAGGCAAGAUCGACGCAAACAAUCUGGAUGGAACGCUUGCUUCGUGGACCUCGAUGACUCGCCAUGGCUCUGACUGGAAGACUUUACUUCUUCACGUCCAUGAUACGGACUACUGGGUUCUCCAGCUCAAAGCCUUGGUCGACUACACUGAGAUCCACGGGCUAUGGAAGGCUCAACUUGCUACCUUGGAGCUGAUCUUACGCGUCGCUGAACUUCAGGAAUCCGGAGACAUCUCAGAUGCGAUCAUCAUUCUCUCUCGUUUGGUCUUGCAGAAUUGCCGACUUGGACACUGUCAGAAGGCGGGCAAUCUUCUUUCUCGUGGUGAACAAUAUCUUGCCCAGAACAAGGUAUCUUCUCUAGCAACUCUUUCUUACAAGCUUGCACGGGUGGAAUAUCUCCUCGAAACAGGACAGGUUGACAAAGCUGCUUCUCUUUUGAAUACUGCCAGAACUCUCUAUGAGAAAUGCCACAAAUCGGAUGAGCUGACGAACUUGUCGAUCUUGUCCAAGAUCUCAUGGGAGAGACUUGUUGCCGACGCCGCUUUUGCCCAGUCCCGGCUAUCAACAGCGCAGGGAUCAAUGACUCAGGCUCUGUUUUUCGCUAAGUUAUCUGUUCGACUCAACUGCCGCAUCUGGGCCAAGGUCGAGAAGUUGGCACAGAAGAAGCAGGACAAGACUUUGCCUGCCACUCAUAGCUCCGACAUUGAUGCUGUCGCCGAAGGCGUAGCGAAGCUCGAUCUGUCUCAGAAUGGAUCUUCACCAGAUGUUCCAGCGAGCUACAUCCAAGGCGCGCCAUUUUGGCCACACCUUGGCUCCCAUCAUACCUGCUUGUUGAACCUCGCAACAUUAUCUGCCCACCAUGGUCUUUUCCAGGAUGCUAUCUACUACGGAGAACAGGCUUUGAAAAUUGACAAGACACUCGAUGCCAAUGUUCGUCUCGUCGCUGCUCAAACUCAGCUUGGCUGUUAUUGGAUCCUCGGCGGCCAUGUGGAUGAAGGUCAGGGACUCCUCGCAUCGGCUUCGGAAUCGUCCAAGCAGAUCCAGACAAGCGUUGAGACGGUUUCUCUUCAUAUGGCCCUUGCCUCCCUGUACAAGGUACAGGGCGAGCAUGAGAAGGCAUUGUGCUUGCUCCAGGAAGCAGACAAAGUCAUCACGGCUGUCACUUCAUCCGACGCAACUAGCAGCACAGCAGCACCAGAUAUCACAGCUCUUGAAGAAGGAAUGGAGAAGCUGCGAGUGAGAACCACUCGGCGCACGCCCUCGACAUCGUCAGCUACCACUACUGUUCGACGCACUCGUGCGAGUAGCUAUGCAGCUGCCACCGCCACCGCUACUACCACCAAAAAGGCUUCAGCAUCCAAGAUCCAAGUGCCUGAGGUUCAAUCAAAGUCUCUUCUGCGAUUGAAGGGCGACGUCCUUCGGCAACAAGCAGACUGCCUGCGGUCGCUGCGUGAUUUCGAGCGAUCCGCACAAACUCUUGCGGAAGCUCGACAGUAUGCAACUGGCCGGGAAAGCAAGGUCUCCCUUGAAAUCGGGGAGAGUGGGCACCUCCUGGCUGAUGCUAUUCGUAAUUUUGCCAGCCAUGCCGUGUACUGCGUGCUCCCAGAAUCCACCAUCUCGCUCCCUUCCCUCAUGUCACCCGCCGCGGGAGGAGAAGACACGAACACACCUGCCGCGAAGCCAACGAGGAAGACCAAGGCCACGGCCCGAGGACCUCGUGCGAAGGUUCAAAAGGCCAGCGAGGAUUUCUCAAUCAUGCUUUCAAAAGCGAGUGAGCGUCUUACCAGUGUCUUUGCAGAUGCCACUGUUCUUGGCUCGACGCUUGAAAGUCAUGCUGCAUCCCGUCUGAUGAGUCGUAUAUCUAUGCUCUCCCAUGCGACUUCCCCAGGAGGUCCCUCAACCUGGGCGCAGUCGCCUGCGAACAUGAAUGAAAUCGGCCGUGUCAGUGCAUUUGCCCGCGAACGUAUGGCUAUCGAUUUCGACCGAAAACUAGCCGACUUCUCCGACCCGCUUCUUUGGCCAACCGAGUCGCCUUCGACGAUGGAGAUGACCGAAAAAGUCUGCUUGAACUUCACCGAGAACUACGUCGAUAUCCUGCCUGAGAAUUGGAAUGUUCUUUCAUUAUCACUGAGUGCGGAUCAGACCGAGUUUGUAGUCUCCCGGCUUCAGAAGAAUCGCUCGCCGUUCCUUCUACGACUUCCACUUCGGAGGGGCACUUCUGACGAUGACGAAGAAGAGCAGUUUACCUUCGAAGACGGAAAGGAUGAAAUGCAAGAGCUUAUCAAGCUGGCAAACCAGAGUGCGCAUGCUGCAAAAGCCCAGACUGAUAAGCAGUCGAAAAAGGAGUGGUGGAAGAACCGUGAGGCCCUUGAUCAGCAAAUGGAAAGCCUUCUGCAGAACAUUGAGAAUGUCUGGUUUGGAGGCUUUAGGGGUGUUUUCUCGCCGCUUUCACGGGAUAGCUCAGCCCUCGCUAAGUUUUCGAGUGCCUUCCAAAGUAUUCUUGACAAACAUCUUCCCUCUCGACAAAAGGGCGGAAAGGCCUCUUCGCCUCGUCUUACGCUUCACCAGAAUGUUGUGGAGUUGUUUAUUGGAUUGCGAGAUCUCGAGCAGCAGGAGGAGCCCGAAGACACGCUGAUGGAUCUUCUAUACUUUGUGGUCGACAUCCUCCAAUUCCAGGGUGAGCGCAAUGCUUACGACGAGAUCGAUUUUGAUAUGAUGGUUGUCGACACUCUCGACGCAUUGCGAGGCUACCACGAAGCCGCGCGAGAUGAGCUCGCGUCUCGACCACCCAGCCAUACCGUCUUGGUCCUGGACAAGGCCCUCCACUUAUUCCCAUGGGAAUCUCUUCCCUGCCUCCACGGAUUCCCUGUCUGCCGCGUCCCCUCUUUGGAAUGUCUCCGCGACCGAGUCCUCCAGUUCCGGGGCUCUCGCUCUGGCGCAGUCCUAGAUCGUACCUCAGGCGCCUUCAUCCUCAACCCAACCGGCGAUUUGCGCACCACACAAGCGACCUUCGAAGGGAACCUCUCAGCGCAGAAAUCCUGGACUGGUAUAAUCAAGCGCGAGCCAACAGAAGACGAGUUCCGCACUUCCCUCGAAACAAAGGAUCUAUUCCUAUACUUCGGCCAUGGCAGCGGCGCUCAGUAUAUCCGCGGUCGGACUGUCAAGCGCAUGAACAAAUGUGCCGUCGCCUUCCUCAUGGGCUGCAGUAGCGGUACCUUGACCGAAGCAGGCGAGUACGAGCCCUACGGCACGCCUAUGAAUUACCUCCAUGCUGGCAGUCCGGCGCUUGUUGCUACAUUGUGGGAUGUCACUGAUAAAGACAUCGAUCGGUUCUGUACAUCCACCUUCGAUACGUGGGGGUUGCUUGGGAAGAAGGGAAAAUCUCGUUCGGCUGAUGUUGGUCUGGAUACUGCGAUUGCAGGUGCAAGGGAAACGUGCGUGUUGAAGUAUUUGAAUGGAGCUGCACCCGUCGUUUAUGGUGUUCCGGUGUUUUUGGAUUGA
Messenger RNA from Penicillium atrosanguineum, 6216 nucleotides. RefSeq names its product heat shock protein 90. Gene Ontology annotation, cellular component: centrosome; mitotic spindle pole body; cytoplasm. Gene Ontology annotation, biological process: meiotic chromosome separation; proteolysis. Gene Ontology annotation, molecular function: protein binding; cysteine-type endopeptidase activity. The transcript is spliced from 2 exons. NCBI's taxonomy places the organism in Eukaryota, Fungi, Ascomycota, Eurotiomycetes, Eurotiales, Aspergillaceae. The record is from RefSeq and is a predicted model, not a curated record. Bases 1 to 6216 code for a protein of 2071 amino acids.